This is a messenger RNA of Xylona heveae TC161, 686 nucleotides long. Its product is annotated as ADP-ribosylation factor. Gene Ontology annotation, cellular component: cytoplasm; microtubule cytoskeleton. Lineage: Eukaryota; Fungi; Ascomycota; Xylonomycetes; Xylonales; Xylonaceae. Gene Ontology annotation, biological process: protein folding. The coding region runs from base 59 to 604 and encodes 181 amino acids. The transcript has 6 exons. Gene Ontology annotation, molecular function: GTPase activity; GTP binding. The record is from RefSeq and is a predicted model, not a curated record.
AAUUGAAAAAUGACAGGCAUUUGCAGUCAAAUUCCAAUUCAGUGACCAUCGGUCAAUCAUGUUAUCCAUCCUGCGCAAGGCUCGUCUGAAAGAUAAGGAGCUUCGCGUACUCAUGCUCGGACUAGACAAUGCAGGCAAAACUACCAUUGUGAAGAGAAUCAUGGGUGAGGAUAUAAACACCGUCAGCCCUACGUUAGGUUUCAUCAUCAAGACAAUUGACUUUGACGGCUACAAACUAAACAUAUGGGACGUGGGGGGUCAGAAAACACUCAGAUCAUACUGGAGAAAUUAUUUUGAAAAGACUGAUGCCCUGAUAUGGGUCGUUGAUGCCACUGACCGACUCAGAAUGGACGAUUGCAGGGAGGAGCUGGCAGGACUCCUUCUGGAGGAGCGAUUAAUGGGCGCGAGCUUGCUUGUGUUGGCCAACAAGGUCGAUGUGGUUGGAUGUAUGAAUGAGGGGGAAAUCCGGGAGCGGCUCCAGUUGGAUGCAAUUAGGACUCAUAACUGGACGAUACUUCGUUGCAGUGCAUUAGAUGGCCUCAAUCUCCGAGAGGGUCUUAGCUGGGUUGUCCAAGAUGCCAAAGACAGAUUGUUCCUAUACUGAUUUCCGGAGCUUGAUGCUUCUUUGGGCUUCUUUAUUAAAGCACUAUAUAUACCUUAAUUAAUAUAAUUCUUCCUGCGCGGAC